Paecilomyces variotii is the source of this 4920-nucleotide messenger RNA. RefSeq lists its product as hypothetical. Gene Ontology annotation, cellular component: endoplasmic reticulum. Gene Ontology annotation, molecular function: protein binding. The record is from RefSeq and is a predicted model, not a curated record. Lineage: Eukaryota; Fungi; Ascomycota; Eurotiomycetes; Eurotiales; Thermoascaceae. The transcript has 4 exons. Bases 1 to 4920 code for a protein of 1639 amino acids. Gene Ontology annotation, biological process: GPI anchor biosynthetic process.
AUGGCUCAAAUGGAACCACCGCGUGGGGUACGCCCUGGAGACCUGUUGCUUGUUGUUCAUGACUUCGAUGCGCGGGGAGCGGACGAACUCACUUUGCGUCGUGGCGACAAGGUCGAACUGGUGGAGCUAGAUGAAGGGUUUGGGGAUGGAUGGUAUCUUGGGAAGCACAUGGCGAAUGGCACAACGGGCCUUUUCCCUGGAAUCUACACAACCCCGGCACCGAAGAUAAGCAUCCGCAAGGUCAUGACUGAGCCUGCUCCAUCUAUCAUUUCCACUGCAGACAGUACAGAAGACGCAAGCCCGAGCUCGACUGUGGGCACUGCAGACGAUGAAGAAAGCCGCCCGGGGUCUGGCAAUGCAGAUAUGACUCCUCAGGGGUCCCGACACGCGAGUACUUCAGGGAUACUGGCCUCCUCUCUGGAGUUCCCCGCGGCUGCUCAAUCCCCAAAGCAAUCAAAAAGAUCCAGCUCUUCUCCACUGCCGUCCACGAAUUCUCUAGCCGUCGGAAUCCAGAGGACGAUCAGGGAUUCGCUGCAUAGCCCAUUCAACGGAGAGGACAGUCCUGUGAUGAACGAAACGUUGAGUGUGAUCGACGAGCAUAUAACCGACCUCAGUACGCCUCGCCAUAGUGUUGCUGGCCAGGAGCUGAAACCCGUCAACGAUUCUGGAAGCGAAUACAGCAGCCACAUCGGCCACCGGCUAUCUUAUAUCCACGGCCAUGAGACCGAUGAGGAAGAGGAAAGUCAGCCUACUGAGGAACAGGUGCGAAAAUGGAGCCACAUCGAAACUGCUAAGCAGCUACGGAAUAUUGGUGUCGAGCAGAAGCACUGUGAUAUUUUCCAAGAACAGGAGAUCACCGGUGAUGUCUUGUUGGAAAUGGACCAAGAGUUCUUGUUUAUGAAGGAGUUCGACUUCGGUGUUAUGGGCAGACGACUAAAGACAUGGCACAAAAUCAAAGCCUUCCAGGAAGAGAUCAAGGGAUUCGGACAGCCUCGAGGGUCAGUGUCGAGCUACUCCGGCCGCGAUGCCUCUCCCGAACGCGCCAUGAGUCGGGCAGGCAAUGGAACUUUCCUCCCACGCAUUCCUAGUUUGUCUGAGAAAACCUCAAGCUACCAUCAAGCGCGAAGUUCCACCCCCGUGCAGUCGAGACAGAGCCAGCGGAGCAAUCCGCCAUCUCCGUUGACGUCCUUUGCGAGACCGUCCGCAGCGUCGAUUCGGGAUAUCAACCACACCCGCCGUCACUCCUCAAUCGACACGACAGGAUCCCCUGUGUUUCAGGAUCAGCCACAUCGUAAACAACCUUCUUUCGACCGGGGCUGGACAAUGUCGACGGCCGCACAAGGACUCUCCCGUCCGGGAACCUCCGUCGGCCCAUCAAAUGAGAAACAGCCUCCGCAGGCUCUUCAUGGCGCGGAUUCGCGAGAAUUCGAUUCUGGGAUCUCGAUUGCUGCCCGUUUCGACGAGCUAGACCGCGGAUACUUUUCUGGAGGUGAAGUUGAAUCGCGCAGAGGCCGUAGAGUCUUGCAGAAGCGAGGGUCGAUGGUGGAGAGCAUCGCUCAUUCCCGGAAAUCCAGCUAUAAUGAAGAAUCCCUUCGGAAGAGCCCGAUGAACAAGCGACAUUCUCGUUUCAGUAGCGCAGAGUCGAUCAGGGAUAUGCUACAUGUUUCCUCGGCUGCCAAAGUUUAUCACAGUGGCUCCAUCAAAGGUCGCUUCAGGAGCUCGAGCGGUCGCUUUUCUGAAAAACAGAGCCAAAGCUCCAACUCGACCACUCCCAUUGUGACUAACCUGGCAGAGAAGCCGGCUCCCAGUUCUGGAUUCUUCUCUGCGUUCUCUCCUCUAUCGGGUAGAACCGACGGCGACAACUCCAGCCGCUCUUCUUCUUCUAUGCCGUUUCAACAGAUCAAGGGUGUCGGGCCUAAGUUCCGUCGUGCUGUAGGCCUUCGCGCAGCAUCGGACGCCUCAACAAGUAACGGAAAGACUCCAAAUAUUCCCGAUACGCCAACGUCUCCGGUCAAGGAAUCGAGCCUGUCAACCGCAAGAACGGGAUCAACGACCCCGUCUGCAACGUCCAAGAGUUCUGAGCGCCAGAGCACUGACGGUUCUGGCAAGACAGGCGAUGCCCUCCUCAUACCUCGACCAAGAACCUCGACCAAGGCCGCACCUAAGUCGAAGAAGGACACAAGCGCUUACAUACGUGGACUUGAAAAGAAGACGCCCCAGGAGCAGAUGUUGAAUUGUGAGUUUAGCGGGUGGAUGAAGAAGAAGUCGUCCCAUCUGAUGACUACGUGGAAGCCGCGUCUCUUUGUCUUGCGCGGCCGUCGCCUCUCUUAUUACUACUCAGAGGAUGAUACGGAGGAACGGGGGCUCAUUGACAUCACGGGUCACCGUGUUCUCCGUGCAGAUUCAGAACCACUUACUGCGCUCCAUGCGACUAUUACCGGUGCGAACGCAUCUCCGGUUCCGGGAACUGGCUCCGGCUCUGUCGACCUGGGUGUGUCCGACCAAGCAAGUUCUUCCGACAUCACAUCUCGCUCCAAGUUAGGAGCUGAUGGCCCCUUCAUCUUCAAAUUGGUGCCGCCGAAGAUGUCCCGCUCUGUGCAGUUCACCAAGCCUGCAAUCCAUUAUUUCCAGGUGGAUAGCAUCAAGCAGGGGCGAUUGUGGAUGGCUGCCUUGAUGAAAGCAACCAUCGAACGAGACCCGAAUUUGCCGGUUGAAAUGACAAACAAGCAAAAGACCAUCAGUCUGAAGCAAGCUCGUCUCUUGAACCAGCGUCCUCCGCUGCCCGGGCUGACUGAGCAAGGAAAGGAAACUGCUAAGGAAACUACCGAUUCUUCUAAGGAUGAAGACAAAGGGUUAAUGAUACACGGUCUCAGUUUUGAGAAGUCUCUGGACGGUGAGAAAAGCGAUGGCGAGAAACCACAGUUUAGCAGUCUUGCGAAAAUCGAUACCGGUCCCAGUUCCCUGCUUCCAGAAUCCCUUGCCGAUGAUGGGACUCUUCAAUGUUCAAAUUCGUGCCUCGUUAACCACAUUCCUUUCUCUAUGUUUCUCCGCACCCUCCUGUCCCGGGUCCUCGUCAUUCUGCUACCGCUAUCAAUAGCGUCCACCAUAUACCUCUACCUUUACCCAAUAUUUCAUGGCUGCGCGUUUCCACUCCCCAGUCGCGACGCGCGACAGUCUUCGCUCUGGUCGAAUGGCUUCGUGAACACACUCCUGCAGCAUAUCGUGCCCGAUCACGCGACAACUGAGGCACCCGCUGUGUUUCGUCUACUAGUCCUCGCGGACCCCCAACUCGAAGGCGACAGUUCGUUACCAAGUCCAGAAGAUGAAUUCGUACCGCGCCUCAUACGACAUUGGGAUACUAUCAAGGAAACAGCAGUGGGAAAUGUGUCAUUAGACCCAGAGUCGGAAUCGGACCCGGUGACCGUGAUUGAAGCGGUUCAAUCUGCAUUACGCACGAUUAUCUGGGAGGAUAUACCAGAUUCGUUGCGCGCCGCGAGGAAACGUCUAGAUCUCUUUGGAAACGAUUAUUACCUCGCGCAUAUCUACCGGACGCUGCAUUGGUGGAGUCGUCCGACGCACGUCACGGUUCUUGGAGAUCUGAUCGGAAGCCAAUGGGUGACGGAUGAAGAGUUUGAGAUGCGCGGAUGGAGAUAUUGGAAUCGAGUCUUUGCCGGUGGGGAGAGGGUCGAUGAUGAAAUUACAAUCACGGGCCAGAAGGGAUAUAAUAAUGAUAAGAAUAACCUACAGGAGGCAGCAGCAGAAGAAGGACAGCAGCAACAACAACAACAACCGCAAUUGGAGACUUUAGAGAGGUAUAAUUCGAGCUGGGAGCGCAAGAUCAUCAACAUUGCUGGGAAUCACGAUAUCGGAUAUGCUGGAGAUGUGAGCGAAGCGCGACUUGAGCGAUUUGAGCGCGUCUUCGGUCGUGCCAACUGGGACAUACGAUUCCAGCACCCACUCGACGGUGUAGAUGCUAUUACUACAAAUCAUUCCUCCACGACGACGAAAAUACCUACACUGCACAUUAUCAACUUGAACGAUCUCACCUUGGACGUGCCGGCGUUGUCGCAGGAGAUCCAAAGCCAAAGUUAUGAUUAUAUCAACGAUGUCAUCUCACACCGUUCAUACCCAGUCGGAGACGAGAGUUCAUUUACUCUCCUUCUGACACAUGUCCCAUUGCAUAAAAGGGAAGGUAUAUGCACCGACGCGCCGUAUUUCUCUUUCCACGAGUCCGACGACGAAGACGGAGACGACGGUGUCCCGCGAUACAGGGAAGGCGGGCUGAAGGAGCAGAAUCAUCUCAGCGAUCACGCCAGCGCCAGCGCCAUUCUCCAAGGCAUCUUCGGGAUGAGCGGUGAUAGUAACGUCCCUGCCGGGGGCCGAGGACGCAAUGGGGUAAUCUUAAAUGGCCAUGACCACACUGGAUGUGACGUGGUUCAUUUCGUGAAUCGAUCCAUUGAGAUAGAUACCAAGGCCGACGAAGGAGAAGAGAAAGGAGAAGAAUCAACCGCCUCGACUCUAUCCUGGAAGUGGGACGCUAUACGAUAUGAGAAGUCUGCCAGUAUUCUCGAAGACCAGGAAACUCCAUCCGUGCGCGAAGUGACGCUCCGCGCCAUGAUGGGUGAAUAUGGCGGUAAUGCAGGUCUGCUCUCGGUAUGGUUUGAUUUCGAUCCCGCGGUCAAUGAAUGGAAGUACGAUAUCGUUAUGUGCAAAGCUGGCGUACAGCACAUCUGGUGGGCAGUCCAUGGCGUUGGGAUUGCAACUUUGGUCAUUCUGUUCAUUUGGAUGCUACUCGGCCUCAUUGAGGGUAUGUUGCCUGCUCGUUCAGACCAGAAAGCCAAGAGCCAGACUGCUAUGAACGAUGCAAAACAUGUACAAGAUGGGUCACUGAAAUGCGUGCAAGAGGGGAAAAGGAAAUGA